AGAGGCGAUGUUCCACAGGAAAUAGUUGUAGGUAAGGCGGAAGUGGUAAAAGGGUAUCGUCCUACAUUUCGCUAGCAGAGCAGAGCAGAAUCGUCUUAAAAUACCGUAAUCCGUGGCCGACUUCGCGACUGCUUUUCCCCUGAACAUGGACAGAUAAUAGUUAAAUUACUCGAUGAACAGACGUGAUCACAUUUGACGGCCAACGAUUGUGGAGUGUCGAAAAAAUACAGCCACAGGGUUAUUCUACACUUCUGCAUCCUGUGAAAUCUCUGAGACCCCUGCACUGAUCUGUUGGCCACCAACAUGGCUAACAGCACCGCGGCUGCUGUUAAGGUUCUAGGGGGGCCUGGUCCUGCUGGCAGGAGCAGUCCAGAAGGAUCCCAGGUGCUUAGUAAAAAGAAACUCCAAGACCUGGUAAGAGAGAUCGAUCCGAACGAGCAGCUGGAUGAAGACGUGGAAGAGAUGCUGUUACAAAUUGCAGAUGACUUUAUAGAGAGUGUAGUGACUGCUGCCUGUCAGUUGGCACGUCAUCGCAAGUCGAACACCCUGGAGGUGAAGGAUGUUCAGUUACAUCUCGAGCGACAAUGGAACAUGUGGAUUCCUGGUUAUGGCUCAGAUGAGAUUCGACCGUUCAAGAAGGCUUGUACCACAGAGGCUCACAAACAGAGAAUGGCGCUGAUCCGUAAAACGACCAAAAAAUAACAGGACUGUACUUCGUCGCGUAGAACACGCUUUUUAUUGUAAACAGGAUUAUUUGGACAAACGGAAUCAAGGAAGGAUGGGUUUGUUUUUCUUUCAACAUGACUGGCGUCAAAGAAAUGUAUCUUUUUUUCUUUUCUGGUAACAUCACACUAUAUUGUAGAUGUCAACUUUGAUUGUGUUUUGUCACUGUAUUACCUUGCCAAUAAAUAUUAAUGUAGUAGAUGAACUAUUGUUGCAUCUGUUUAUGUACCACCAUUAUAAUCUGCUCUUAAUGUUUUUCUGCAAAUAGUGUUUACAAAUUAUUCAAUUUCUUUUCCUGUAUAGAGUUGAAUGAGGUUCAAUCAUUGUUGUUGAUUUCUCAUUUAUAAUGUCUAAAGAAACUUAAUAAGGAAAUUGUUACUUAAUGUAAUGACAAUAAAAAUCUACUAAUCAUA
Cynoglossus semilaevis (tongue sole) is the source of this 1136-nucleotide messenger RNA. RefSeq names its product TAF12 RNA polymerase II, TATA box binding protein (TBP)-associated factor (gene taf12). The transcript is spliced from 6 exons. The record is from RefSeq and is a predicted model, not a curated record. Gene Ontology annotation, cellular component: SAGA complex; transcription factor TFIID complex. The coding region runs from base 304 to 702 and encodes 132 amino acids. Lineage: Eukaryota; Metazoa; Chordata; Actinopteri; Pleuronectiformes; Cynoglossidae. Gene Ontology annotation, molecular function: protein heterodimerization activity; DNA binding; TBP-class protein binding. Gene Ontology annotation, biological process: RNA polymerase II preinitiation complex assembly; DNA-templated transcription initiation.